AUGACUAUCAGCAAUAAAAAAAGGCAGCAAUUACAGGCUCUUGAAAAGGCCAGGGCCAAUCAAAAACGUAUAAAAACAGCUCAUUUUGACAAUGAAGACAACAACAACAAAAGUGUAUUCAAGCCACUGGACUUGUACAAUGACUCUGAGACAUCACUCUGCAGACUAGGAGUGGAUGUAGUCUAUAUAGCCCCUGACCCCUGUGGCUCCGAACUGGAUCAUCCUCCAGCUUAUCCCAAUUCCCCCAAUUCUUUUGACUCUGACUCUUCUGAUUCUGAAGGAGAUUCCAACUCUGGCUCUAGCAGUGGAGAACUCCCAUGGGAACUUAGUUAUUACCGCCCACCAACUGUUGCCCAAGCGCAGACAGCACUUGCCACACUUGAUUCUGCACGCCGGACCCAACUUCCAUCAGGUGGAUACAAGUACAAAGACCUGGACCGGAUCACUGCUGAGCGAUACACUGCAAUACAAGCCUGUCUGAACCAAUUCCUUGAGGCUGAGCCAAAAGGAAAGAAAUUUAUUCAGGCAUCCAAGGAUGCAGCACGUAUGCAUAAUCGAAGAGAUACAUAUGCCCAAACAAUCCGUUGGUGGAACGUAUCCACACUGGAGGAUGAGGAUGUGUCAUCUGCAAUCAGGCUUCACUUACAGAAAGCUGGGAAGUUGGCGGGUGCACAGGAUGUGGUGGACUUUCUGUCUGAUCCAGAGGUAUACAUACCUUUCCUGAAGAAAAUCGAGCGGCGGCAAAUAAUUUAUAAUCGGGAUGGUGUUGAAGAUCCUACACGUCCAUUGCAAUUACUACCUGGCAAGAAACCCAUUAUUUUGUGGUUUCACGACGAGACAAUUUUUUACGCAAACGAUCGUCGUAAAGUUCGAUGGGUCUUUGUUGGAGAAAGCCCAGUACCACACAAGAAAGGAGAGGGGUGUAGUUUAAUGGUGGCCGACUUUGUGUGUGCAGAGUUUGGGUGGUUGCGUGGACCGAAUGGUGAAUCUGCGAGAGUAACAAUGUUUCCCGGGGGCGACAAAGAUGGAUGGUUUACAAACGACCGUGUCAUUCUUCAACUAGAGGAUGCUGUCAAAAUUGUCAACGAACACUUCCCCCAGUUCACUCACAUAUUUGUGUACGACAAUGCUCCUUCGCACACGAAACGCUCGCUUUCCUCACUUUCCGCUUAUGGAAUGCCCAAGGGUCCGCUUCUGGACUGGCCUUACUACAAGGACAAGGACGACAAACGCGUGUUUGUGAGAAUGGAGAAUGGUUUUCUCCCAGACGGCUCACCCCAGGAGUUCUAUGACCCAAACGAACCCAAUCGUUUCAAGGGAAUGUCGUGGAUUCUUCGAGAGCGCGGUCUCGGUCAUCUUGCCGAUUUGAACGCAGUUUGCACGAAGGGAUGUGAACCAGGGAAGACUGACUGUUGCUGUCGUUGGGUAAUGAUGAACCAGCCAGAUUUCAAUAAUCGUGAAUCAGGCUUACAAGAGGCUGCUCGAGAGCUGGGAACUGAAGUGGUAUUUCUCCCAAAGUACCACUGUGAGCUGAGUAUGAUAGAGCAAGUCUGGGGAUACGCAAAAAGAGACUAUCGAGAUAAUCCCCCUAAUAGUAGCUCAAAAAAGUUGAAGGAGAACGCACUAAAGGCAUUAGAAUCACCCCCAAUUUUAUCGAUGCGCAAGUUCGCUGCUCGUUCUCAACGUUUUGCCGAUGGAUAUGACCAUGGUAUGGACGGGUCCCAAGCUGCUGCGUGGGCUACAACGAUAUUCAAACAUCACCGAGAGACCCCAGCACAUAUUCCGUACAACGAGAUUGCUCCUAACUAUGUACAUACAACAAACAAUUAA
Rhizoctonia solani is the source of this 1830-nucleotide messenger RNA. RefSeq names its product DDE superfamily endonuclease. Gene Ontology annotation, molecular function: nucleic acid binding. The record is from RefSeq and is a predicted model, not a curated record. Bases 1 to 1830 code for a protein of 609 amino acids. NCBI's taxonomy places the organism in Eukaryota, Fungi, Basidiomycota, Agaricomycetes, Cantharellales, Ceratobasidiaceae. The transcript is spliced from 7 exons.